Messenger RNA from Spodoptera littoralis (African cotton leafworm), 1356 nucleotides. NCBI's taxonomy places the organism in Eukaryota, Metazoa, Arthropoda, Insecta, Lepidoptera, Noctuidae. The record is from the annotation of a GenBank genome assembly.
AUGGAGUCCUGUUCACAAAUGACAGAUGGCGUUGUGGACAAAUACCUACAUGGUGACUGUCAGAACGGAUAUACAAAGCAACAUGUCAAAGAAAUGAUUGUUUCGUAUUUGAAUUUGACAUUUGCGUUCACUUUGACAGUAUUGGAAUUAAUAUACGAUUACAGUUCUUACAUUCUAUUGGCUGUUGCUUUAUAUUUCUUGCUGCUAAUUCUGUAUAGAAGUUAUGUCAAUCCUAUAAUUUUUAAAAAGGAAUUCACAGAAAUAGGAUUCGAACACAUUCCCCCUGGGCCUGAUAGAGACAGAAUCAUAUCUAGAGCUCAAACUGCUAAGAAAAUAGGCAGUAAGACUCCACCACCAUUUCCGAAUGGAUGGUUUGCAGUUGCCGAAAGUCGAGAACUAAAGAAUGGAGGAGUUCUUUCGAUCGAUGCACUUGGCCAAAACCUCUGCAUCUACCGUGGCGAAGACGGCGUGGCGCGCGUUGUGGACGCGUACUGUCCACAUCUAGGAGCUAACCUGGGUAUCGCAGGCACCGUCAGCGGCUCCUGUAUCGAAUGCCCCUUCCAUAAAUGGAGGUUCGGGGAGAAUGGCGCCUGCGUCAGUGUUCCAGGAGUUGAACAUGCACCAAAAGGAGUUUCCAUAAAACAUUGGACGACCGUUGAAAGAGACGGCGCAGUGUGGAUCUGGUAUGAUGCUGAAGGAAGGGAUCCAUUGUGGAUAGUUCCUGAGCUACCUGAACUCAAAAGUUGGGGAUACCGAGGAAGAAACGAAUACGUUGUCAGCGCUCAUAUUCAAGAAAUUCCUGAAAACGGUGCUGACGUUGCCCAUUUAAACGCUGUACAUACUAUGUCCCUGCUGUCCGGCUUAGGAGAGAAAUAUCCACUACUAAAUGAUUUAAUAGGAUGCCACGUGUGGUCAGCUACUUGGACAAGGAAUGAGGAUCACACAGCCACCAUGACACUGACGCACGAUUACAAAAUCAUGAAGUGCGACCUAGGACAUGUUGAUGUUAAAGUUACACAGAUUGGACCGGGCCACGUACGUCUAUUCCUAAGCACUCCAGUGGGACCUAUCUUAGUCUCCCAGUCAGUCACUCCGUUGGGACCAAAUCUACAAAAAGUCAUACAUCGCAUGUUUUCGCCUACUUACAACGCUCCCUUCGCUGCACUGUCGGUUAAGGCAGAGGGCGCUAUGUUUGAACGAGACAUAGUAAUUUGGAACAGUAAGCGCUUCGUGUCCGCGCCAGCAUAUGUCAAAACGGACAAGACUAUUAGAGCUUUCAGAAAUUGGUUCGCCCAAUUCUAUAGCGAAAAUAGCAUACCUUUUAGAGAAGCUCUUCAAAACCCAUUAGAUUGGUGA